AUAGGUUCUCUCUUCCAUCUUCAGAGCUACUGCCCUCCCUUGUGCUGAGCUGCUAGGAAGCCCCUGUUUGCGAGCUGGUAGGAGCUUGACCAUGGUCACCCCUCUGACUCUCACCAGCAGGGGACAUGGUUGAAGCUGAUCUCCCAGGAAACCUCUUCAUUGCUGGUGUCAAUAUAGAAACAAAUGAGAAAGCCCUUGAAGUAGUGUUUGGUAAAUAUGCACGAAUAGUAGAAGUGCUCUUGAUGAAAGAUCGUGAAACCAGCAAAUCAAGAUUUGCUUUUGUCACCUUUAAAGGCCUAGCAGACACUAAGAAUGCAGCCAGAGACAUGAAUGGAGAGUCCUUGGAUGGAAAAGCCGUUGAGACCUGCCUUGAAGGGAACCCCUGCCUUCUGGCAGAGAUGUUCAUUUGUCCACAAGAGAUGACGGGUGUUCUACAAAAGAUAGCUGUUCAAAUAGAGAUUACCCAAACUCUCGUGAUCCAAAAGAUUAUGCGCCACCACCAAGAGAUAAUACUUAAUGUGAUUACAGUCUUUCCAAUUCACAUGAUGACUAUCCAUCAAGAGGCUGUAGUGGUAGAGAUGGCUGUGGUCAUGGCCAUGGCUAUUCAGAUCAUCCAUGUAGCAGGCCCUACAGGGAUUCAUAUGACAGUUACGACAAGUCAUGCAGUGCUCCUCCUGCACGAAGGCCCAUCAUUGUAUGGUGGAAACAGUCGCUCUGAUGAUUACAGCAGCUCACCUGUACUUGGUGGCCCUGGAGACAUAUUCAAGCAGCCUAAGUGGUCUCUAGUCAAGUGGUCGUGA
This is a messenger RNA of Phyllostomus discolor (pale spear-nosed bat), 800 nucleotides long. RefSeq lists its product as uncharacterized. The coding region runs from base 126 to 800 and encodes 224 amino acids. NCBI's taxonomy places the organism in Eukaryota, Metazoa, Chordata, Mammalia, Chiroptera, Phyllostomidae. Gene Ontology annotation, molecular function: RNA binding. Gene Ontology annotation, cellular component: spliceosomal complex. The record is from RefSeq and is a predicted model, not a curated record. The transcript has 2 exons. Gene Ontology annotation, biological process: positive regulation of mRNA splicing, via spliceosome.